Messenger RNA from Styela clava, 2559 nucleotides. RefSeq lists its product as uncharacterized. Gene Ontology annotation, molecular function: metal ion binding. The record is from RefSeq and is a predicted model, not a curated record. NCBI's taxonomy places the organism in Eukaryota, Metazoa, Chordata, Ascidiacea, Stolidobranchia, Styelidae.
CAAUACUAGUUAUCGAGUGCAUUCAUCAUGAUUGUGCCAACCACGAUGAGAGAUGCGCCACGUUUAACAAUACCCAUAAAACCCCCUGAUAUUUUUUAAGGGAACUCCUCGUAUAACAAUUGUUUUGGAUCGUAUUCAACAUGGCAAUUGAAAGACUUCUGCUUUUUACAACUUGAACAAUAGAUAAAAACAUUUCCAAUAUAUAAGUGAUAGUUUAGAUAUAUCGGGGUAUUUGCUGAGAAGGUGACUGUUAUUUAGGACUUGGGUAAUUUUAAUGUUUUGAUAAAAUGAUAACUACCACAUGUAUAGUAUGCUUGAAAAUUUGGCUGGUUUUAUUAGGCUGCUCUUAGACUGUGUUUAUUUUGAGUAUUAUUCUUUUAAUUCUUGGCGAUGUAUAUCUGGCCUGUGACGGCUGAUUUGGCUUAUCUAUAUAAUAAAUUAAUGUUGUAAUUUUUGCGUGUUAAAUGCUAUAGGAAACUGUCUUGUAUUCAUUUGAAUUCAGUAAGCAACGCACUAUAUUUAUCUGAGAAGAACGAAUUCAUUUAUAAUGGAACAAAUACAAGACGAAACUUGUCCUAUUUGUUUUGAAAGCAAAGAAGAUUUAAGAAUGCUGCCAUGUUGGCAUUUCGCUUGUAUGAGUUGUAUACUUAACAUGGCACAAUGUGGCGAAGGAAGAGCUGUAAAAUGUCAUGAGUGCAGACAAACAAGUUUAUUUGAAAAUAUUCGUUACCUUCCCAAGCCUUUGAGAUGUGGAUGUUGCAAUCAAUUCCUCAAAAAUCCGAAAGUUAUGUCAUGUUGUUCAAAACUGUACUGCAUCGAUUGCAUCACGAAGCAAUCAACAGGAACAGAUGCUCGAUUGGUUUGUCCAGGGGGUUGUUCAUACCAAUUCUACAGUGUCGAUGAAUUACCAAAAUCGAAGUUAUGUAGUUUGUGUUUUCGUUUACAUUCCGACGAUGCUUUAUUGUGUGAACACUCUGUUUGUACCUGGUGUAAUCAAAAACUGCAGAAAAACGAAAGGGGGUGUCCGUUGUGUUCGGCAGUAAGAAAUCCAGCGCCAACACCGACAAAUCCCAUUCACCCCAGUCAGAACCGAAUUGAUAUAACCAUGGAAGAAUUGGAAAAUUUGAAUUAUCAACCGCAACGAAAUCAAACUGAAUUUUUGAAUGCUCUGCAAGCAUUAAACCUUAUUCAUCAAUUAAACCGAUCUGAAAACAACGGAGAAAGCAUUCAAGAAAGACAAGCUGCAAGGACGAGGAAAAUCAUUGAAGACGACUUGCCAAAAGCAUAUUUGGUUUUCACUUGCAUUUUUGUAGCUGGUUAUUUCUAUGGAAUGAAUAUCAUGUUGUGGAUUAUCUUGGGAGCAUCAAUGCUAAUCACGAGACCCCAUCUUGAAUCUGCAGUAUUUAUUUGUCGAAUCCUUAAUACAGGAUUGUUGAUAAUAAAUCUCUACCUUAAUUUUUAUCAAGUAAUCCUUUUUACACUAGUUGAAAUAGUAUUUGUUCACUUAUUAGAAAUUAUGUAUCGAGUCGCGUUCAAUGGUCGCGAUUUCUAUCGACAAACUAUUCAUUUGUGGAUUUGUUCGGCGUCUAGGCUUGCCAUAGCUUGGGCCUUUUUUCCUGACUUUUUUGUUCACAUUGUAUUGUCUGGAUGGCUUGUUAUGCUUUUGACAAAAAUACUUGAAUAUAGAAAGCGUGAGAACAUGUCAUAAAAUCUAAUAAAUAUCUUAUAUUUUGAAUAAUUAUUAUGCUUUCAUUAAAAGAUUUCUAUAAUAAUUUUUAUAAUAUUUUGCAAUUUACUUCACGACUUUCUUCCAAUAACUUUUCAAUAAUAUUGUAUGUAAUAUACUAUUUUCAUUUUAAUAUAUCAAUAAAACAUUGCGUAAAAAAUUGAUUUUGCAUAUAUUAAGACGUCAUGUAAAUUUCAAAUUAAAUCCAACGAUAAAAGUUAUGCUAUAUGCAAAUUUAUUCUGGAAAAAUACACCAAUGCGUCAGGACUGACUCAAUUUCAUUCAGUCAUGUAGUAAACAGAUUUUUUUAUCAACCAUUUACCGCUGAUAUGGACAUAAUGUUCAGCAUGUUAAAAAUGGUUUAGUUGAAAAGGCGGCAUUCAUUAUAAGUAUCACGAUGUAUCAGUUAUUAAACUUUUUAAAAAGGUAGGUAAAAUCAUUUUUAGCUUACUUCAGAUCUUCAAAUAAAAUAGCUGCGAUCUCAUUUUAGUCUUCUCGCAUUAGAUUUUUGUUUAAAAUACAAACGUUUAAAACUGUUGUGUAAAUAUAUAUAACUAGUCGUUAAACUUAAAUAACUGGUAGAUUUUAAUAACCGAAUAAGCUUAUUCAUAUUGGACGCGCAAUCUUACCAAUACGUUGUUUGUUGUGCCAUCGAAUUCCGUCAGUAUUUAACUAUAACUGGACUUCUUUUGCAUUUAAGUAUCGAUUUCUAAGCGAUUGGGUCUAAUAGUUAGAGAUACAUGCGUUUUUUUUCUUAAAUAUAAUAUCCCAAGAAGAACAACAAUUCUACAAAUCUACACUUAGGUUCACUUUAUGUCAAACAAGGGAGACAA